This is a messenger RNA of Leucoraja erinaceus (little skate), 5372 nucleotides long. RefSeq names its product interleukin-15 receptor subunit alpha-like. NCBI's taxonomy places the organism in Eukaryota, Metazoa, Chordata, Chondrichthyes, Rajiformes, Rajidae. Gene Ontology annotation, cellular component: plasma membrane. The record is from RefSeq and is a predicted model, not a curated record. The coding region runs from base 406 to 1539 and encodes 377 amino acids. Gene Ontology annotation, biological process: interleukin-15-mediated signaling pathway. The transcript is spliced from 10 exons. Gene Ontology annotation, molecular function: interleukin-15 receptor activity.
CUCCCUUCCAACCCAUGUGUGUGUGUGUGUGUGUUUGCGGAAAUGUCCUGGUACUAAACGUGCCCUCUCGCUGGCAACAACACUGACUCCCAGCAAAGCGACCCGAGACACUUGUGCAUUGACCUCACCCCGAAUACCAGCCAGGGGGAUUUAUCGCCCUUCCGGAAAUAAGGAGAGUGUUAAACAAGAGAGAGAGAGAGAGAGAGAGAGAGAGAGGGAAAAAAAGCGAAAGUGAAAGUUAUAGCAUGCGGGUCAGCGCCUGUGGACGCAGCGCAUUGCGAGAGGGGGCUUUUGAUCCUUGCAACCUCCUCUUUAUAAAAGUCUGUGGCAAGAGACACAGGGAUGGCAGCGCAGAGAGGCUGGACUGCGAGGGGGUGUUGAAGAGGCAGUACCCACCUGCUCCACAUGGCCUGGAUCAAGCAGUUUCUCCUCCUGUGGUCAAUCAUCCACGAGUCCCUGGCUUCCAAAGACACCUGCAGCAAACCCAAUUUUAAUAUUGAAAAUGUAGAUAUGAGUGACAUCAUGGAAACGCAGUUUGAAGUUGGUCGGAAACUUCGGCUGAAGUGCCAGAGGGGAUACAAGAGGAAAGCGGGAAAAUCCAACCUCAUCAAAUGUCAGAACGGCUCAGAAUUUGCCAAAUGGUCAGAUCCUAUCCUGCAGUGCAUAUGGAUGGGUGGGACUCCACCAGCAACUCCAAGCACCUCAUCAACUGAGAUCCCUAAGGAUUUGACUCCAACCGUCCAUUCCACAUCAGCAAUGACGUCUUUAGCAACAUCUGUAGAACCUACAUCUGUAGAACCAACAUCUGUAGAACCUACAUCUGUAGAACCUACAUCUGUAGAACCAGAAACAUCGGGAACUACAGCAGAGCAUUAUACAACGACGACAGUCACGUCAGAGACCUUAGGAAGCACUUUGUCAUCGGUGGCGACGACACUAACAGCAGCAGGAGCAGUAAAGUCCACAGCCCUGACCACUGCUACACGACCCCCUUCCGUCACAAGGCAAACCUCCACCAUCCCGCCAUUAGUCACAAACACCUCAGGAGGGGGGCCCUUAAACACGACACGGACAGCAGUAAGGUCGACGUCAAAUGUCUCGACUGUUGCAACUGGGUCCUCAACACCAGUACCGUCAGGCAGCAAACAGAGCACGGCAGCUGAAACAACAGUCAUGUUCAGCACCACAGGAAUGGAAGCAGUAACAACCAGGACAGCACUGGCAGAAACAUCAGUACAUUCUUCCACAACUUCAGAAACAACUUCUGAAAUUGCUUCUACUGCUGCUGUCACAGAUAUCAGCCGAACAGUGCCCGCUGGAAAGAGCCUUGGAUUAGUCAUCGGGGCCAGCACAAGCAGCUGCUUUGUCAUAUUGCUGGUCAUUUUAAUCUUCAUUUGGCCAUUAGUUUGCAAAAACAGAACUUGGUGCACCAGGCCGGGCGUCGCUGAGCAUGAAUUGACCCCAAUGGCACUGACGGAGGUACAAACAGUGGAGAAUCUGAGUGAGUGUGGACUUUUACAGCAAGAGGCAGAGAGUUGAUUUUCACCCACCGGUGAUAUGGUACCACCAUGUACAACGGCGACGAGGGAAAACAUGUAAAUAGGUCUGAGGAUGAGCCAAAGAAUCAACGUUGUACGUGCCGCAGCCACUCACGAAGCUGAGAUAAAUUCAGACUGCCUUCCAUUAUUGCCACAUCAACGAGCCAUCUGGAUACAUUUCAUCUGCCUGCUACUGUGGAGAACAGAGACUAGAAAAUGGACCACAGACAAUUGUUUCUCCUCAGUUAUAUUUAAUGGAUGAGCCAGGAUCAGGAAUUAACUCUAGAUACUAUUUGUGGGAGAUUUUUUUAAACCUCCCUUAAACUGGUGGCAAAGAGGUGAGCAGAAGAUUCUGAACUUUGAGAUAAAAGGUUAUAAUUAUAUAUUUCUAUUCCAUUCACCAGCAAAAUAAUAACUGAUUACAUGUCUCGAUUUCUGCAUGUGUAUUCCAGAUGGGAGUUUUAUUUUUUCAUCAAGAUGCUUUUAUGUACUUUUUAAGAUGCAUUGCUUAGCAGCUGCACUGUUUCGAAUGAUUGAAAGAUUUCCUUUUCUCAAAGGAUCGGUCUCAGGGUUAGAAGUUGCGUCUCACAGUGCCCCAUUUUUAUGUGCCGCCCGUGCAAAGACAAGUUUAAUUUAAAUCUCCUUAGCCAAGCACAACAGGAACACAGACGGAUACAGCAUGACAACCGGCCCUUUGGCCCACUUCACCCAUGCCAACCAUCGACCAUCUAUUCACACCAAAUCCCACACUAAUAUCUGUGCAUUUGAUACCAAAUACCAGAUGUGUGCGGUGAAAUUAGAUACCUAUUUGGAAAUCGUUCUGGGACAAUCCUUUUGUGGAUUGGAGACCCGUUACCAUAGCUGAUUACAAGUGGCAGAGCUAACAUAACAAUUACUUGUAUGUGGUGCUUAAAAAAAAGGUGCAGGAGUCGGCCAUUCGGCCCUUUGAGCCAGCACUGCCAUUCAAUAUGAUCGUGGCUGAUCAUCUAAAAUCACUACACCGUUCCUGCUAUUUCCCCAUAUCCCUUGAUUCCUUUAGCCCCAAGAGCUAAAUCUAACUCUCUCGAGAAGUCUUAUGCGUAGGUAGGCAUAACCUGAAACCUGCACCUCUCCUUGCGUUAGUACCCAAGCCAGCAUCUUAUGAUCGAGUGGUGUCAGGGGUUAUGGCGAGAAUGCAGGAGAAUAGCAGGUUGAAGAGAAAGUUAAGUCAACCAUGAUUGAAUGGCGGGGCAGACUUGAUGGGCCGAAUGGCCUAAUUCUGCUCCAAUCACUUACGAAGUAGGCACAUAUACCAUCCUUCUGGCUAAUAAUUUUAAGAAAUGGGUUCUUCCAAUAGAAAAAUGUAUAGUUUUGACAGGAACUGUAUAUAUAUCUUGGCAUUUAUAUCAUUGUAUUUAUGAUAUUUGGUGUACUAUUUUUUAAAUUAUAAAUAUAAAUAGGAGUAAUGCCUAUCUUUACUAAUUCUGCAUCAAAGUGGUUAAUGUGAAUUAGAUUUGAAACUUAAGUGAUUAAAAAACAAAGCCUGAAAUAGUAAUAUCUUAAUGUGAAGCUUGGGUGGAUGAUGUGAAUGUUGACUGCAUGACAGGCCUGUGGUGACAUUUCUGCAAAAACAAAUUCCUGUUUAUCUUUUAAUUCAAAACAUUAGUAAGGACUUCCUUGUUUGCACGCAAUAUGCAUGGAUGUUAUAAUUCAUAUUUAUUUAUGAUUGCAUAACAAAAAACUGGUAUCCUUAGCUGAAGGGUCGCUUGUCCAUGUUCUCCAGAGAUGCUGCCUGACCCAGCGAGUUACUCCUGCAGUCUGUGUCCUUUCGUGUAAAGCAGCAUCUGUAGUUCCUUGUUCCUACUUUCCUUCACCUCCAAAGCCCGCAAUCUUCACCACCGACGUGGUCUUGGGCAGCAGGCAAGGUAUCUAAUUUCCCAAUUUGGUAUCUUAACUCCAUUUUACAAUGCACCAUUUUGGGCGGCAAGGUGGUGCAGCGGUAAAGUUGCUGCCUUACAGCGCUGGAGACCCGGGUUCGAUCCCGACUACGGGUGCUGUCGGUACGGAGUUUGUACAUUCUCCCCGUGACUGCGUGGGUUUUCUCCGAGAUCUUCGACUUCCGCCCACACUCCAAAGACGUGCAGGUUUGCAGGUUAAUUGGCUUGGUGUAAAUGUAAAAAUUGUCCCCGGUGUGUGUAGGAUAGUAUAAGUGGGAGGGGAUCGCUGGUCGGUGCAGACUCGGCGGGCCGAAGGGCCUGUUUCCUGGCUGUAUCUCUAAACUAAACUAAAUUUCAGAACAAACUCGGUGAUGAGUGGCAAGACUCUGCUGCAGAUGAGGAAUUGUGAUCCAUUACAUAAAACGGGCAGCAGAGAACUCCCAUGUUGAUUAGACUGGAUUGAGGAGACAGCUGGUCUUCUUUUCGUGUCCAUCUUGUUACAAAUGUUGACCUCGCUGCCUGAAAAGGACGCAAGCUUCCGGCGACAAUCAGUGGGAGCCAUCACUUGUCGCGAUCGAUGAUGGUGGUGGCAGAAUUAGCUCGGGAUACUUCCAGUUUCCAGCCCCACAACAUGGACGCUUCUGCUAUGGGGCUGGACAGUUGGUAACCAGGCCAGAGCUUUGUAUCCAAACAUUGUCAAUUAACUUCCAGAACCCUUACGAGACAAUAAGAAGCUUGAGUUGGGACUGUUCCUAAUCGUUGAGUGAGACUUAGGGUCCUGUGCCAUUUCAUCAUAUCUGGCAAAAGACUGAAGAAGGUCCAUCUGUCUCCUCAGAUCCUGGUGAACUUCUAUCGCUGCACCAUCGAGAGCAUCCUUACCAACUGCAUCACAGUAUGGUAUGGCAACUGCUCUGUCUCCGACCGGAAGGCAUUGCAGAGGGUGGUGAAAAUUGCCCAACGCAUCACCGGUUCCACGCUCCCCUCCAUUGAGUCUGUCCAAAGCAAGCGCUGUCUGCGGAGGGCGCUCAGCAUCGCCAAGGACUGCUCUCACCCCAACCAUGGACUGUUUACCCUCCUACCAUCCGGGAGGCGCUACAGGUCUCUCCGUUGCCGAACCAGCAGGUCGAGGAACAGCUUCUUUCCGGCGGCUGUCACUCUACUAAACAACGUACCUCGGUGACUGCCAAUCACCACCCCCCCCCCAAAUUGUUUGCUAUGUCGCUCUUCAAGGGAGAUGCUAAAUGCAUUUCGUUGUCUCUGUACUGUACACUGACAAUGACAAUUAAAAUUGAAUCUGAAUCUGAAUCUGAAUCUGAAUCUGAAAUGAAUGACUUUGGGGUUGCAGUUAUUUCUGUAAACCUUAUUGUGUAGAGCAGGCACCAAUACAAAAUGUCACCAGCUGGUCAACUGCAUUGGUAUUGCUUGAUGAGGAGGGACGGUGAUGAGAGAAUUAAACCUGUGAUACAACUGCAAGAUUCUAUACGGAUUUUUUAUUAUACUUGUACCUCAACAAACUCGUGUGCAUGACAAUAAACUCGGCAUGACUUGAUAUGUAGCUAACCAGGAGGCCACAGAGGUCAGAUGAUCAUCUACGGUAACAUUAACUACACAAAAAUUCUGCCUAAUUAUUCGGGAACACUGUUAGGGAGAGCCCAGUGGUGUAAAUACCCGCAUUCCCUCUCUCUCUAUCCCUUCCCCAUCCAAGUAGCACUAGCUUCUCAUUUUCACCUUACAAACAGCUUACAAAGGCCCGUUUCCUUUAUCAUCGUUACUUUUUUUGAAUAUCUUUCAUAGAAACAUAGAAAAUAGGUGCAGGAGUAGGCCAUUCGGGCCCUUCGAGCCUGCACCGCCAUUCGAUAUGAUCAUGGCUGAUCAUCCAACUCAGUAUCCCAUCCCUGCCUUCUCUCCAUACCCCCCC